AUGAAGCUUACCGGAGCUGUCUUGGCCAGCCUUGUCGGCUGCGUCGCUGCCCUGCCCCCGGCGCCUUUCUUCAACGGCCCUCCUCCUCCCUCUGGCUCCGUGGCUCCCGCUCCUGAGGAAUCUUCUUUCCCUCCUCCGCCUCCUCCCAGCUCCGUCUCCGGUGCUCCUCCCUCCGCGACCCCCGAGCCCUACGAGAAGCGCCAGUUUGGUGGCCCGUUUGGUGGCCCCCAGCCUUCCGGUCCCCCCGCUGGUCCCUCCGGUUCUUUCGGCCCCGCCCCCUCCGGCUCCUCUGAAGGGUUUGGUAGACGUCAGUUCGAUGGCUUUGGCGGCUUCGGUGGUCCCUUCGACUCUGCUCCUUCCGCUACUCCCUCCGCCUUCCCCGGAUCCGGCUUCGGCUUCGAGGAGCGUCAGUUCCCCGGUCCCGUUGAGUCCGCCCCCGCUGGGCCCCCUCCCUCCGGCACUCCUUCUCCCGUCCCAUUCGGUGGCUUCGGUGGCUUCGACAAGCGUCAGUUCGGUGGUGUCGUCCAGUCUGCCCCCGCGGGCGCUCCCUCUGGUGCCCCCGGCCCUGCCCCCUCUGAGGGCCCCGGAGGAUUCGGUGGCUUCGGAGGCUUCAAGCGCCAGUUCGGAUCUCCUGCAGAGGGACACGAACAGGGCCCUGAUGGCCAGGCUCCCCCCUUCCCCAGUGGCGCCCCUUCCUUCGCUCCUUCCCCGGUCCCUACCCCGUCGGGUGCCAUUGAGGAGCGCCAGUUCGGUGGAUUCCCCACCCCGAGUCCUGUCCCCAGCGGCCCCGCUGGUGGCUGGUAA
Aspergillus tubingensis is the source of this 804-nucleotide messenger RNA. RefSeq names its product HET-domain-containing protein. Bases 1 to 804 code for a protein of 267 amino acids. Lineage: Eukaryota; Fungi; Ascomycota; Eurotiomycetes; Eurotiales; Aspergillaceae. The transcript has a single exon. The record is from RefSeq and is a predicted model, not a curated record.